UCGAGAGGCCUUGUUUGCUUGGGCUAAUAGGCCGCUGGCCGUGCUCGAUGCACCUUGGAAAGUGUAGUUCAGAGCUAUUUGGAGACGGGCGUGCGAGAUUCUUCACGGCGAGCGGCCAAUGGGAAGCGUCCUUUGCCGCGAUGCUUCCUGGGAAAUGUAGUUCUGGGCGCUGCUGUCCCUGUGGGGCUCACAGACCCCCAUGGAGGUCCCGUCUCCCCAGCCCGUGAAGCAGGAAGCCCAGACGACCGAGGGCCUGACGCUGGACUCGCCAUGGCACCGCUUUCGGCACUUUCACCUGGGUGACGCGCCGGGCCCCCGUGAGGCCCUGGGCCUGCUGCGUGAGCUGUGCCGAGACUGGCUGCGGCCCGAGCUGCACACCAAGGAGCAGAUGCUGGAGCUGCUGGUGCUGGAGCAGUUUCUGAGCGCCCUGCCUGCCGACAUCCAGGCCUGGGUGUGCAGCCGGCAGCCCCAGAGCGGCGAGGAGGCCGUGGACCUGCUGGAGGAGCUCUGGGGACCAGCGAUGAGGGUACCUCAGGAUGUGACAGAAGGCUCUGGGGUGACCGUUGGCAAGGAUGAUGUGGGCAUGAUGCCCUUAGGAGAUGCAGCCCCCGGGGCUGAGGUGCUGGCGACGGGGGACGCCCAGGCCUCCCGCCCCUACAAGCAGGAGCCGGGCAGCCCUCCACCGACCCCCGCGGCGCCGCCUGCGCCCUGCCUGCCCCCCUUCAUGGCAGCGGCGGUGGCGGCGGCCCCGGGCACCACUUCCUGCCCCGAGUGCGGCAAGGCCUCCCUGAAGCCCGCCCACCUGCUGCGGCACCGGCAGAGCCACUCGGGUGAGAAGCCGCACGCCUGCCCCGAGUGCGGCAAGGCCUUCCGGCGCAAGGAGCACCUGCGGCGCCAUCGCGGCACGCACCCCGGCGGCCCCGGGCCGGCCCUGCGCCCGCUGCCUGCGCGCGAGAAGCCGCACGCCUGCUGCGAGUGCGGGAAGACCUUCUACUGGAAGAUGCUGCUGGACCUGACCAGUCCAGGCCCUAGCUGCAAGGGAGUCCAGGAGGGGGACUGUCUGGACUGUCAGGCAUCUGUGGCUAGAGGCUGGUCCCCCCCCUUCCAACACCUGUGA
Ailuropoda melanoleuca (giant panda) is the source of this 1117-nucleotide messenger RNA. It is a transcript of the gene ZNF444, whose product is annotated as zinc finger protein 444. The record is from RefSeq and is a predicted model, not a curated record. The transcript is spliced from 5 exons. The coding region runs from base 200 to 1117 and encodes 305 amino acids. Lineage: Eukaryota; Metazoa; Chordata; Mammalia; Carnivora; Ursidae.